CUGCUUCUCUGCGCCUGCUACAUCAUGGGUAACCACGCUGGCAAGGACGGCCAUGGCCCCACAGGUUCUCAUUUAGAUCUAUUCCACACCCCUCCCAGCUCACCCUCUGACUCUGAUCUGGUGGCCAUGGCCUUAUCCCAAGGACUGCGGGGGACCCAAUCACCAGGAGCGGCCAAUCAAACGGCCUCAUCCAGCAACACCACCAUCACUGACUGGAGCCACACGCUAUCAGUCCCCCCGGAGUGGGCUCUUAUUGGCCUGGAUAGCAGCAGUUCUCCAGAGGAUACGGGGAUCGAGGCGGGGAGCAGGGGGAGGGCUGUGGGCCGAACCAGCAGUCCCACUGGCCCGGCUCCCCCAGGGCAGAGGGCUACCUCCCGGAGCUCCCCAUUGGGGAGCUGCCCCUCGGAGCACAGCUGGCUGGAGCGGGAUAGUGGGUUGGGCUGCCAGGCGGGAUUGGACAGGCCUGGGGAGGAGAUGGUUCUGGCUCUCCUGAAUCUGUUGGAACACCACCGGGCCUCAUUAGGGCUCCAUCCUGGCAAGGAUGCCACCGCUGGAGCAAUCGAGCUGCUGAGACACUUGCUGGUAGAGAGAGAGGAGCUGGCUGAGGAGGUGCGCAGCAUGAAGGACACACUGAGGACAGAGAGGGAAGAAUGGCAGCAGUUCCAGAGCGACCUCCAGGUGGCGGUGUCUGUGGCAGACCGGCUGCGGAUGGAGGCGGAGGAGGCUCUGGGCACGCUCCGGGAGCGCCACAGGGACACGGAGGGCCAGCUGGACCAGGCGCUGAGCAGGGAGCAGGAGAGGGACCGGGACCUGGAGACCUUGCGGGCCGAGCACAGGGACGCCUGCCUCAGACUGACGGCCCUCACAGAGGAGCACCAGCAGAACCAGGCCCAGCUGGACGCACUGAGGAGCACACUCAGGGAGAGGAGGGAGGGGGACGGAGAGACGGGGGGAGGCCAGACGGAGGAGAGCGCGAGGAGGAAAGGGAAAGAUCUGCAACUGGUUGCGAUACCGGCUGGGACAGACAAAGUAAGGGAAGAUUUGGAUAAUCAGAGAGAUUCUGUUGGAGGGAACAGAGCAGAAGAUCAAGGAGGGGAUGGUAGGACACAGGGGUCUGUUUCUGAGGAGUCCCUUAAAGGAGAAGAGAGUCAGGUGACUAGGAAAGGGGUGGCGGAAGCCUACUUGCAGAAACUGGCAGCCGUGGAGAAGAAGAGGGAGGAUGGGUGUGGCCUGAGAGACCCGCGUAGGAUUGUGAUGAUGUCAGAACGUUCUUGGAGUCUUUCUCGUCUUCCUCUUCCAAUUGAUCCCCCCUCCAAACAAAAUGGUAUCCCCCAGAACCCCACCAGCACGACAUUACCUCUAUGCAAGAAAGAAGACACAACCAAGGAAAAGAAGAUGGACCGCAUUCUGAAAAGACAGGAUAGCUGGUCAAGUUUCUAUACAAAAAAACAGGAGGAGGAUCAAAACACAGACUUUGUCAGACCUCAGGAUGGUUUCAGCAUGUUGCUGCGCCGACACGGAGGAUCCAGGAGGAACUCUCUCCUGCGUUGGUGUCAGAGCCGAACGCAGGGUUACGAGAAUAUUGAGAUCACCAACUUCAGCAGUAGCUGGGAGGAUGGGCUAGCCUUCUGCGCUGUGUAUCACACCUACAUGCCCACACAUAUUCCCUACAGCAGUCUCAACCCUGAAGAAAAGAAGGAAAACUUGUGCCUGGCUUUCCAGACAGGAGAGAGUAUAGGAAUUACAGCAACACUGACUGUGGAGGAGAUGCUAAGAGCGGGUGGCCCUGACUGGCAGAGAGUACUAAGCUAUGUUGAAAGUAUGUAUCGCCACUUCGAGAUGUGAAGAUUAUUU
This is a messenger RNA of Hypomesus transpacificus, 1854 nucleotides long. RefSeq names its product cytospin-A-like. The coding region runs from base 25 to 1845 and encodes 606 amino acids. Gene Ontology annotation, molecular function: protein binding. The transcript has 11 exons. Lineage: Eukaryota; Metazoa; Chordata; Actinopteri; Osmeriformes; Osmeridae. The record is from RefSeq and is a predicted model, not a curated record.